CCAAUAUUUCCGGAAGAUAACCGACAUGAGUUCUUAUUCAUCAGCCGCGUUUCCCCCCACCCGAAUUUGACGAAAACGAAGUAACGUGUGUGUAAAUUACGCCUUCCCUGGAGCAGCUGCGCUUGACAAACGGCCCAAUGAUGGAACUGCGAAAAAAGUAGUUGAACUUCUUGGCUAACGAAUCUUCUUGUUCGCUCUUUCCAGCUAAAUCGAGGGCGACGAGAGGAAGCAACACUUGACUGAAGCGAGGAAACGGCAGCAGCAGUCUAUGAGACAGCAAAUCAUGAGAUUAACAGGCCCCAUGCGAGCUGUGGCAGUGCUUCUCCUGGUGGGACUCACGUGGCUGCUGGCAAGCACUUUGUUUGGAGGGGAAAGCGUGUCUUUUGUGCGCCAUUUCCUCAAUAGUGCAAGUCAGGAACCAACAGCUGCUGAAGUUCGACCACGGAGAUAUAAAUGUGGCCUUUCAGCGGCGUGCCCCCCCAAACAUCUGGCUUUCCGCCUGGUAUCUGGGGCUGCCAAUGUCAUUGGGCCCAAAAUCUGUCUGGAGGAUAAGAUGUUAAUAAGCAGCGUGAAGAACAACGUUGGCAGAGGAUUAAACAUCGCUUUGGUGAAUGGGGUCACAGGUGAACCUCUAGAAACAAAGACCUUUGACAUGUGGGCAGGAGAUGUUUCCGACCUAUUGAAAUAUCUGCGGCCACUACAUGAGGGAACGCUGGUGUUUGUGGCCUCCUUUGAUGAUCCUGCUACAAAGUUGAAUGCUGAGUCUCGGCGACUGUUUGAGGAGCUUGGGAGCACUGCUGUCAAGGAGCUAGCUUUUCGGGACAGCUGGGUGUUUGUUGGUGCCAAGGGCAUUGAGAAUAAGAGUCCAUUUGAGCAGCGGAUGAAGAACAGUAAGAGCAGCAACAAAUACGAAGGUUGGCCCGAGUCACUGGAGAUGGAUGGCUGUAUUCCCUUACGGCCGCCCGUGGAAGUUUAAUUCAGGCCUUUGCGGAAAGCAGUUUCAUUACACCAGAACAACCAACUGACAUACUGAUUGAUUGAAAGCCAAAGAGCUACUCUUUGACCACCCUGUUUAAGUCACACACAUGGAGAUCUUGGUCUUGGGACCUGAUAUAGAAAUGACUAAAUGUGGAAGUGGUUGUGAAAGAUUUUUUUUUUCUAGUAAUAUAAAAUCAAUCUAUAUGCAAUGUUGUAAAAGGGAAAUUUGAAGGGUGACUGAUGUAACAGUGAAGUUGGAGUCUGUCUUCCUUCAAGAGAAAGUGAUACUUCUCCCUGCCUGAAAGUUCAAACACACUCUAUAAAGUUGCACCACAUCCUCAAGUUCUUCACUUUUCAGCCGUUUCAUGAAGGGUAAACAUUUGCAGUUCUGCCGAAGUUCAAAAGUAAAUGCUGUGUUUUAUAUUAAAGUUGAAAUAGUUUGUUUAAUGCCAUGACAAAUAUUUAUAUAAAAUCGUAUGCAUAUACUAGAAGCAGCAGUUUGUUACAUUAGAAGAGGGGUGUCAAACUUUAUUUUUAUUUUAUUUUUUUGGUCUCGGGCCGAACCAGAGUAUUAGUAUAUUAGUACUCUGGCCAAACCAGAGUACUAAUAUUAGGAGUUACACUGGUAUAGUGGCAGUGAAACCAUAUAAAUGUUUACUCAUCACCAAAAAAAUCUUACCAUUACACAACAAAUUGAGGGAUAACUAGUUUUGAAAUCAGAAGACAAGGAUAAUGGUUUGUUCAAGUAUUGUUUAAGUUACUGUAGAAGAAGGGUUUGGUAACAGAAAAAUGCAAUAUCUCAAUAUUAUUGUUUAUUGUUUUGACAAUUUGGAAUUUGGGUACAGAUUUUAGCAAAAAUCACGGAAGUUGACGAGCAUGAUUUGCUUUCGCGGACCACAUAAAAUUAUGUGGCGGGCUGCAUCUGGCCCGGGGGCCUUGAGUUUGACACCUAUGCCUUAGAAAAUGACGUACAAAAUAUGCCAGUGUUUAUCGACAUUGCUUGUCAGUUUAGUCCAACAGUAUGCAAAACAGGAGCUUUGCUAUCUAGGUACCAUGUAAGACUGCUCAAGUUUUUAAUAAUAUCCAAUGCUGGUUGAUAUAUGUCCAGAGUGCUUUGUUGGAAAAUGUUGUGUGUAUGGUUGUAUGUUUGAUGUGAAUGAACUAUUUAAGUGCAUCAAAAUAAAAUUAUUAUCUUGA
This is a messenger RNA of Phycodurus eques (leafy seadragon), 2175 nucleotides long. RefSeq names its product FAM3 metabolism regulating signaling molecule A (gene fam3a). The coding region runs from base 269 to 976 and encodes 235 amino acids. The transcript has 10 exons. The record is from RefSeq and is a predicted model, not a curated record. NCBI's taxonomy places the organism in Eukaryota, Metazoa, Chordata, Actinopteri, Syngnathiformes, Syngnathidae.